This is a messenger RNA of Gregarina niphandrodes, 2403 nucleotides long. RefSeq names its product cyclin. Bases 1 to 2403 code for a protein of 800 amino acids. Gene Ontology annotation, biological process: mitotic cell cycle phase transition; regulation of cyclin-dependent protein serine/threonine kinase activity. The transcript is spliced from 6 exons. The record is from RefSeq and is a predicted model, not a curated record. Gene Ontology annotation, cellular component: nucleus; cyclin-dependent protein kinase holoenzyme complex; centrosome. Lineage: Eukaryota; Apicomplexa; Conoidasida; Eugregarinorida; Gregarinidae. Gene Ontology annotation, molecular function: cyclin-dependent protein serine/threonine kinase regulator activity.
AUGCCUGCCUUAGUGUAUCUGCACCCAAAUAAAACCACGGCAGAAAAAGAUCGUAAAGGUGUCAGUAAACUUAAUCCCCAGGCAAGAGCGCGAAUUAUUAACUUCCUGGUUCAUUGCCAGUGUAAGUUGCCCCAUCCGCCAUCUCCGUUUACUCUACAUGUUAGCGUCUCAUGUUUCGACAGAUUCUGCGGCUUGACCCUGAGAAAGGGGGAUAAGGAUGCGCGAUCUAAGAUCCUAGAAAGCCUAUCUGCUGUAGCUGCGGCUUGCUUUCAUCUUGCAUCGAAAAUCGAGGACGUCUGGCCGUUGGACCCCGCAGAUCUUUCCCUUUCUGCAUCAGGGGCGUUCAGCGUGUGCGAUAUCUUGCUUUGGGAAAGAAGGAUUUGCCACGUGCUCGACUUCAAGAUAUCAGUUCCGACGCCGUUCGACUACUUACUCCAAUAUCUGAAAAUGAUUGAACAAGAUGAGAAGCGAGCGCGGCUCAAGUCCAAGGUUUGCUCAAAAUGUCAAGGACCGGUUCCUGUGUCCAAGGCGCAUUCAUCAACGGAACAAACACAGCGUACAGGACAACUCAAUAAUGAGACAAAUGAACUAAGCAGCGAUGAGCGGCAACAGAACAGUGACGACCAGCCGAACACAGAUGAGAAACAAAGCACAGACAGGAACGAGACGGACAGGAGGGAAAGAGACAGGAACGAGACGGACGGGAAAGAGAAUGUUCAUGAACAGCAGAAUAACAAAAGUAAGACCAGCUCAAUGCAAGAAACGUCGACCGUCAACGGGCGGGCAUCCACGGCAGGUAAAACAUGCCGCUCGAGUCUGACCGGGGCGAACUCUCCGAGAAUCAUCUCGGGCCCCCCUGUGGUACUGAGCAACGGGCAGACCCGUGGUCGACACUCUGAAUCACUCUUCCGCUUGUUGGCCGACCAGUGGAAGCGGCCCAAGUCGUGUUUUGAGGCGUGUGUCGUGUUCUUGCUGGAGCUGGCCAUUGUGCACCCGAUUUCGACGCAAAUUGGGUACGACGUGCUGGCCGCUAGCACGAUCGUAAUGGUCCUGAAUGUGCUGACGGACGCCGCGGCAGUCACGCUACCCGAUGAAAUUAUGUCGAAGGCGGACGCUAUGGCCUCGCUGGUAUCGGUCUAUAAGGAGUAUAUCAUGGCUCAGGAAGAAGUCGAGCGCCGUCUCCGACAAAAGUGUGAAACGGUGGCGGCCAUUGUGGUGCCGGUGGACGCCGUGGACGACGACGAGAGCGAACUGGACCCUGGUGGACCUGGAGGUUCAGGAGCAACCGGAACUGGUAAGAAGGAGCGGAAGGAUCUGAGACAACGAGAUACGGCUGGAGACGAGAACGCGCCCCCUGGUCCGCGAGCCUCUGUGAAGGGCGCCAAGUCGGCGGCGAAACCCGGCACGGCGGCUCACUACAAGGGACUCCUGGCCGAGCCGAACGCCGCUUUGAGGAGGACGCGACUCACAGCGUACAUCAUCAACCGGGGGGACGCCUGUGGCCUGAACAUUUCGCCGCAGCUGGCCCGACGGACGGCGGAGCUAAUCCUGGGGGGCGGGGAGUGGGCCAAGCUCGACACCACCCCGGAUCUGCAGCCGGUCACCGUUGAGUCGCACCUGCCCCUCGGGGUGUUUGGAGCAGAUGUGGCUGACAAGCAUGAGGACGCGGCGGUGUUUUUCCGGUCGCGGUUCCGGUCGUGGUUGUCGAAGCACAUUGAGUGUCGGACACCACCGGGAGCGAGUGCGAAAGCGGCUCUCCUGUGUUUCUGUUUGGUCGGCGGUGCACCGCCACCGGUGACUGGUCCUGGACAGUACUCGCGAGACGUGUAUCAGGACGCGGUCCAACCGUACAAGAGAUUCCCUUCCGAGAAAGCGCAGCACGGAGUAGCCUACUCCCAGCAGGCAGAACGACUGAUCGACAACCCGCGCCUGCCCAAGGGCCAAGUGGACGGCCGCGCCUGGGCGGUGCCCAAGUUUGAGGACCCAAAGAACGACCACCCAACGACCGACCCAAAGAAUGACGCGAAAAUUGAAGAGCACGACGCGGAGGCGGAAACCAAGGGUCUCACGGUACCAGAGCCUUCGCCGGCCGCGCUGCCGCUCGCUGACGUGACUUCAAUCGACGAAGCCACCUCCUCACUCGAUGCGCCACUCGGUGACGACAUAGACAGCGAGGAGCCCGCUCCCCAACCCGAGUCCACAAACCCGUCCCCGGAGGAGUCAAAACCCGUCGGCUCGCUUGUAGACGUGUUCAAUAAAUGGGGCUCUAACUUUGGCUUUGAAGUUGUCGCCGACAUUUCGGACGGCGAAGAGUCCUGGGGAAUCCAGACGAUUGUGGAAGAGGUGCCUUCACGAUCCCUCUAUGACUCCAUUGGAUCAAUUUUUAACUACCUUUUGUCCUAA